This is a messenger RNA of Pelodiscus sinensis (Chinese soft-shelled turtle), 2061 nucleotides long. RefSeq names its product synaptotagmin 8 (gene SYT8). Gene Ontology annotation, molecular function: calcium ion binding; calcium-dependent phospholipid binding; SNARE binding. The record is from RefSeq and is a predicted model, not a curated record. NCBI's taxonomy places the organism in Eukaryota, Metazoa, Chordata, Testudines, Trionychidae. Gene Ontology annotation, biological process: synaptic vesicle endocytosis; calcium ion-regulated exocytosis of neurotransmitter. Gene Ontology annotation, cellular component: dense core granule; synaptic vesicle membrane; axon.
CAAAGAAGAAUUUCCUGUUUGGACUGCACUGUACCGAGGCACAGACGGUGAUCUGUGCAGUGAGCCACCAACUCUGGGUGCUGCGCUGAGGGCAAAUGGCCCCCGCAACAAUGUUCCCUUUUCAGGUUCUGAGGUAGGGAGAGGAAUCAAUAUAACCAGGAGAAGAGUUGAGCUGCUGCUAAGGUGGGAAAGCGAAAGGCUGGAAACAAAGAGCGAACAAAAUGAGUUCAAUCCGCACUACCACCCCGCCUGCCCCCAGUAACCUCACGACGACCGCUGCUUUGACCACUGCCACGCCUAGCUUCAUCGAUGGCAUUAUUAACAAAAUACCACUGCCCAGAUGGGCUCUCAUUGCCAUUGCAGUCGCCGCAGGCCUUCUCCUAAUCCUCUUCCUCAUCUGCAUCAUCAAGUGCUGCUGCUGCAAGAAGAAGCACAAGAAGAAGGAAAAGCUCAACUUGCAAAGCAUCAAUGGCUCCACCACUGCCAGCCUGGUCCAGCCAGAUAUGGACGAUUUGGAGUCUGGGCUCGAGGACGAGAAGCGAGGCAGGCUGCAGUAUUCCCUGGAGUAUAACUUCCGUAGCCAGGAGAUGAAGGUUGGAGUGAAGCAGGCAGCAGAUUUAAAGGCCAUGGACAGCGGGGGGACCUCGGACCCAUACGUUAUUGUCUAUUUAACAUCUGAUAUGAAGAAGAAGUAUGAAACCAAGGUUUACCGGAAGACGCUCAACCCGGUCUUCAACGAGACCUUCACCUUCCAGAUUCCCCAGGCGGAAGUGUCCGAGUCCAGCCUGGUGAUGCAGAUCUAUGACUUCAACCGCUUUGCCAAACACGACAUCAUUGGUGAGGUCCGGCUGCCACUAGGCGACUUCGACCUACAGCACGUGAUUGAACAGUGGCAAGAGCUUACCGCGGCCAGCAAGAGGGAGCAAGAGCGCCUUGGGGAGAUCUGUUUCUCGCUUCGAUACAUCCCCACCACCAGCAAGCUGACUGUGGUGAUCUUGGAAGCCAAGAAGCUCAAGAAAAUGGACUCAAGUGGAUUAUCAGACCCCUUUGUCAAAGUGCAGCUUAUCUUGAACAAGAAAAAGUGGAAGAAGAAGAAGACGGGUGUGAAGAAGAGUACUUUAAGCCCCUACUUCAAUGAGAUGUUUACUUUUGAGGUGCCUUUCAACCAGAUCCAGAACGUCGACUUGGUGAUUUCGGUAUGGGAUCAUGACAAGGUGACCAAGAACGAACAGAUUGGCAAAGUGUUCCUGGGUUGUAGAGCUACGGGCAACCAACUGCGCCACUGGUCGGACAUGCUGGCCAAUCCCCGCCGACCCAUUGCCCAGUGGCACUGCCUGCAGCCGGUAGAGGAAGUGGACAAUGCCCUGCAGCUGAAAUCCCACUUCAAGCUGCCUCUGCCUGGCAAAUAAAGGGAGGCUUCUCUCUCUCUCUCCACUCAUAAGGAACCUGAGACCAUGGGUGUGUGUAGAUGGAUGGUCUGCAAUGCCAAGGAAAGGCAAGAAGUGCCUGGCUGGGAGAGUUGGGGGAAUUUUGUUGUGAAGAAUCUGUAUUGAUUAGAUUUCUAGCCAAAAUAUAAGUGAACAAGAACCACGUCUCCCAGGCCAUGUUGGGAGCUUGUCACUCAUGCAUUUGGUACCUUAGGCUAAUGACAGGACCUUUGAGAGCACCAGAACGUACAAUGCAUCCCCAGCAUAACUAUCCUCUGCUUCGAGUGAGAGGAGGGGACUGCAAUGUCUCUUUGCUAAAUUUGGAGGUUGAGAGCUGACACAGAUGUGUAUACCCAAGACAGGGUGAGUGGGGGAACAGCCUGGCCUCGGGCGAGGAGAGAGAGACUGGAGAUGUACAGACAGAUGAAGUGGGUUCUUUCCACUGGGGCUAGGAGAGAAAUGCACACCUUGAAAAUAAUGCAAUAAUGACACUUCCUUUGACACGAUCUUGCACAAUAACAACAACACAGUUCAUGGAUGGACAGGCUGCUUCUUACUGUAAGGAGCCAGAUGGUGUGAGAUCCACAGUCGUGUUUUACUGGGGAUGGGGCAGCAUUCCUAGCAGAUUUUUAUA